CAUGCCAAGAGGUGGACCAUCUUGUAAAUGAGAGUGUUCGCUGAAGGAUUGAGUGAGUCAAGAUCUGUAAAGUGCAUGUGUUCGCCAUGCUGUGGAUUGCAAGUCUCUGGCUCCUCUGGGCCUCGUCCAUCCUCGCAGCUCCGGUAAACAAACAGAGACAGAAGGUGCUGCUGAUCUCCUUUGAUGGAUUCCGGUGGGAUUACGACCGUGAUGUGGACACACCGAACCUCGACAAAAUGGCCAAGGAUGGAGUCAAAGCCCUGUAUGUCACACCUCCUUACCUCACUAUCACCAGUCCUACACACUUCACCCUCUUGACAGGCCGCUACAUCGAGAAUCACGGCGUAAUCCACAACAUGUGGUUCAACACAACCACCACUGAGAAGCUGCCGUACUAUCAGACUCUGUUUGUAAAUGAGUGGUGGGACAAUGGCACUCUGCCUAUCUGGAUCACAGCGCAGAGACAGGGCCUAAAAGCUGGCUCUCUUCACUUUCCUGGCACGGCUUCCAGUUACCAGGGACAGGUUGCUAUGGUGCGGGAGUGGGAGCCACCGCUAUACAACUACAAGAACGAGACCGCUUGGCGAGAGAACACAGACAAGGUGAUGAGCUGGUUCAGAGACCAGGAUCUGGACUUCAUCUCCUUUUACUUUGGUGAGCCAGACGGCACAGGACACAGACACGGCCCCGACUCCCCGGAGCGCCGGGAGAUGGUCAAGCAAGUGGACCGAACGGUGGGCUACAUUCGACAGUCAGCUGAACAACACGGGCUGAGCGGCCACCUGAACAUCAUCAUCACAGCAGACCAUGGAAUGAGCACGGUGUACCGAAAUGGUCUUGUGGAAGAGAUCACCCUGACCAAGAUCCCGGGCUUCUCGUUUGGGGACCUGUCCUUUCACCUGGUGGACUAUGGCCCUUCUGGGAUGCUGUUGCCAAAGCCGGGCAUGCUGGAGAAGGUUUACAACGCCUUGAAGGGGGCCCAUCCACACCUCCAUGUGUUCAAGAAGGAAGAGAUGCCAGAGAGGCUCCACUUCGCCAAAAAUGAUCGUAUCCUCCCCAUCAUUUUAUGGGCCGACCCUGGAUAUGUAAUCAACGGGUAUUUUCCGGUCCAGUUCAACAAGGGUGAGCACGGCUUUGACAACGAAGACAUGGAAAUGAAGCCCUUCUUCAGGGCAGUGGGUCCAGCAUUUCACAGGAACCUGGAGGUGGGGCCCUUUGAGACAGUGAACAUCUACCCCUUGAUGUGUCAUAUCCUGGGCAUCCAACCGGAGGUCAACGACGGCCACCUGAAUGCCACCAAACACAUGCUAGUUACUAGCGCUACGACUCGGGAUAAAGAUAUGAAUUUCCUGCAAAAUGUCUUUACCGGACUGGCUGCAGUGGCUGGAUUUCUUGUUGUAGUUUUUAUAGUGAUGACUUCCCACAAAAUACUCAAGAACAAACACAAGAAUAAAAGAUCUGAAAAUUCAGAGCAUCUUCCAAAAAACGAAAAGACAAAGCAAACUUCAUUUUGAUCGUCACACAAAAAAAGCACUCGUGCUAUAGUCUGACAACAGAAACAGCUGCCUGUGUGGGCAGUCUUUCUGGGUGAUUCUUUUUAAUCUCAUGUAAGGAAAUGCAGGAGGAACCCAGGAACAGAGUUGUGCAUAACCAUUUGGGUAAAAUAUAAUUUUUGUUCAAAAACGGAGAAUAACAAUUGAACUGGGGAAUUAGAAUAAAAUUAAUAAAAUAAGGUAUCAGCUAAAUCUGGGUUAUUUUUACUUUACUUAUGGUUACGCCGUUUGCCUUGAAUAAGAGCCUCCUAGAGCCAUGAACAUAAUGCAACUAUUUGUCUUUUAAUUGCUGAUGUAGAUGAUGUUUUAAUUAUUUUCAAACCCCAAAUAAUUACAAACAAGAAGCCAGCAUAUUGAGUAAAGAAUGCGAAGUUAAAAAGCAAUACAAUUAAGGUAAAAUAGGUAACUCUAAUAAAAACAACUAAUGUGUUUCAAGAUCUGAUUUGAGAAGAAAGUGGUAAUUAUUUGAUCACGUCUAUGUCUCUACUUUCACUUACAAUAUGUGAACCGUGUAUAAUAAUAAGAUGUGAACGUGCUUGACGUGCUACGACCAGAGGACGGUGGCUGCCAAGGGACAUACUUAACCAACCACAUUCUCAGUUGCCCGCCUCUCUUCGUGUAAUGUUAUCAAGUUAAGCACGAAGUCACGAAACUUCCGUUUACGACUUUCAAAAUAACACUAUGCUUGGCGAGUUUGUGGGACUUAUCCCCAACCCUCAGACGCCAUUUCUGUGUGUUUUAUUUCUAUCAAAUAAAAAACAAACAUACAUACAUACAAAUGCUACAAUUGUAAAUUAUCUUUAAGGUAAUGUCACUUUUUCUAAUGCGUGUGUUGGUGGUAUUUUUUUGUUAAAAUGGCAAUGCAAGAGACAAAUAGGCUAUGUUUUAUGGCACACAUUCUUUGGCCAAUGAAUGCAAGUCUACAUCUAAUAAACUG
Messenger RNA from Perca fluviatilis (European perch), 2490 nucleotides. Its product is annotated as ectonucleotide pyrophosphatase/phosphodiesterase family member 7-like. NCBI's taxonomy places the organism in Eukaryota, Metazoa, Chordata, Actinopteri, Perciformes, Percidae. The record is from RefSeq and is a predicted model, not a curated record. The transcript has 6 exons. Bases 87 to 1514 code for a protein of 475 amino acids.